AUAGAGCUGCUGUGGCAGCAGCCACCUGUCAACAUCAUGCAAGGCAAUCUGGAGGCACGUGGUGUGCUAUCACUAACACCUCCCCCCGCCUCGCCUCGAGAUGAGACAGACUACCUGGGAGUGCGCACAUUUCUUGUUGGGAUUCUUGUCACAAAGAAGCUCAUCAAGAAGCUGCAGGCUGAGAACGAAUUUCAGGAGGACAUUCAGAGUUUUCAGGAAAUAAUGAAGAGCUUUCAGGAGAAGAUCAAGGGCUUCCAGGAAAACAUCAAAGAUUCCAAGAUGGCCAUCCAAGAGGAAGCUGCCUUUCAGGAGGAAGAAGAGGCCCUUCAGGAGGAAGCAGAAGCCUUCUGGAGGGUGUAUCAUGACUUCUCGAACAGCUAUAAUGCUUUCUGGAAGAAGGAUAAGGAUUUCAGGAAAGAUCAGCUCCUCUAGGAGAAAAACAAGAUCCUUCUGGAUAAGGACCUAGUCCUACAAGCAGAAGAAGCAGCUCUGUGGUCAGAGCUGGGAAGAUGA
Messenger RNA from Apaloderma vittatum (bar-tailed trogon), 513 nucleotides. RefSeq names its product coiled-coil domain containing 70 (gene CCDC70). The record is from RefSeq and is a predicted model, not a curated record. The annotation marks the transcript as partial. The transcript is spliced from 4 exons. Lineage: Eukaryota; Metazoa; Chordata; Aves; Trogoniformes; Trogonidae.